AUGGCGGGUCGUGGAAAAACUCUCGGAUCUGCGGCGGUGAAGAAGGCGACUACAAGGAGUAGCAAAGCCGGUCUCCAGUUUCCGGUGGGUCGUAUCGCUCGUUUCCUGAAGAAAGGAAAGUACGCCGAGCGUGUUGGUGCCGGAGCUCCGGUCUACUUAGCCGCCGUUCUCGAAUACCUCGCCGCUGAGGUUUUGGAAUUGGCUGGAAACGCGGCGAGAGACAACAAGAAGACGAGGAUUGUUCCGAGGCACAUUCAACUCGCGGUGAGGAACGACGAGGAGUUGAGCAAGUUGCUCGGCGAUGUGACCAUUGCUAACGGAGGAGUGAUGCCCAACAUCCACAGCCUUCUCCUUCCCAAGAAGGCCGGUGGUUCCUCGAAGCCAUCUGCUGACGAAGAUUAG
Molecule: messenger RNA, 402 nt
Organism: Microthlaspi erraticum
Lineage: Eukaryota; Viridiplantae; Streptophyta; Magnoliopsida; Brassicales; Brassicaceae
Source: the annotation of a GenBank genome assembly